UUUUGCUUGGUAAGAUGUCGGAAGCCAAAGUUGAAGAGAGAGUUUGUGAGGACAGGAUUAGUGAGUUACCAGAUGAUUUGAUCGUGGCGAUAUUGAGCCUUAUCCCUACAAAAGACGCAGUGGCCACCAUGUUUAUGUCAAAAAGGUGGCUCUCUAUUUGGACGAUAGUACCUAUACUUGAUUACAAAGAUGAGAAAGAAGGCAGAAAUAGCGUUUGGUCGUUUCUACACAAGUCGCUGCAAUACCACAAGGCACCUCUAGUGGACACCUUAGCUGUGCUACUCGGUUCACAAUGUCCUACCGAUGUUGAUGUCGGAAAGUGCGUUGCAAACGUUGUUGAUCGUCGCGUACGUGAGAUAAUUUUCGAGCUUGUAUGGUCCGCAGAUCCAACGAGAUUGCCCAACAGCCUUUACUCAUGUGAAUCUCUCAGGGAACUUUCUCUCUCCCACAAGAUUCUUGUGGAUUUCCCUUAUUCUUCUUGUCUUCCAUCCCUAAAAAAACUCGAGCUUUCCUCUGUGGUGUAUAAAGACGACGAUUCUCUCCGUAGGUUUCUAUCGAUUAGCUGCCCUGCUCUCAAGGCUUUGUUUGUGACACGAAAAAAGGAUGACAAUUUGAAAACGUUGACCGUGAAAGUUCCUUCCUUAUGGUGCUUAUUAUAUCACAAUUGCUUUAUGAACAAUGAUGUUGAAGAAGAAGACAAUGGUAGGUGCUUAGUUAUUGAUACUCCGGCAUUGGAAGAAUUCCACGUCAUGGAUACUUCGAGAGACUACUGCUCGACCAAUCAUAUGCCUUGUCUUAAGGGUGCAUAUCUCAGUUCUAACUCUUGCCCUGGUGAAAAACUUUUAAGAUCUUUUUCUUCUGUCUUGUCUCUUGAGUUGUGCUUGAAUCAUGAAACGCUUGUCUGUUGUAGCACCGUCAACUUUUCUCGACUUGUAAAGUUAAUAAUAGACCCAGAGGAUUCAGAUUGGUUGGAACCACUUAUGCUUUUACUUGGAAAUGCUCCGAAACUAAGAAAUCUUACCGUUGAUGAUGCAUACAGAGAUCGAUACGAGGAUGUUCUACUUACAUGGAACCAACCCAACUAUGUUCCCGGAUGCUUGUCCUCAACACUCGAAAUAUUUGAGUGGAUAGAAUAUGAAGAUGGAGAAGAAGAGGAAGAAUUCUUGACAUACAUUCUAGCUCACUCUAAGCAUUUAACGACCGCGACAAUCUCUCUUAGACCCAGCUACGAUCUUCAAGAGCAAGGUUUGAUCAUCGAGGAGUUGAAAGAUAUUCCUAGGGUUUCAACAUCAUCUCAGCUUUUGUUCCGAUGAAAAAAAAAAAAAAACUCUCAUCAUAUGAGGAAGAUCAGGAGUGCAAACUUAAAUUGUCUUGGUUUA
This is a messenger RNA of Brassica oleracea var. oleracea, 1379 nucleotides long. RefSeq names its product putative FBD-associated F-box protein At1g05080. The coding region runs from base 15 to 1313 and encodes 432 amino acids. NCBI's taxonomy places the organism in Eukaryota, Viridiplantae, Streptophyta, Magnoliopsida, Brassicales, Brassicaceae. The record is from RefSeq and is a predicted model, not a curated record. Gene Ontology annotation, molecular function: protein binding. The transcript has 3 exons.